Molecule: messenger RNA, 1210 nt
Organism: Elaeis guineensis (African oil palm)
Lineage: Eukaryota; Viridiplantae; Streptophyta; Magnoliopsida; Arecales; Arecaceae
Product: MADS-box transcription factor 26-like
Biological process (GO): positive regulation of transcription by RNA polymerase II
Cellular component (GO): nucleus
Molecular function (GO): DNA-binding transcription factor activity; protein dimerization activity; RNA polymerase II transcription regulatory region sequence-specific DNA binding
Source: RefSeq, a predicted model, not a curated record
GCCAACAAGUUAUUCCUUCUCCAAUGAGCUACUAUAUGAAGGUCACCCCCAACCUCAAGGUGAUCAUGUUUGUUGCCUCGCAAGAGAGGGGAGCAAAGAGCUUGAAGUGGUGCAACAACCUCAAAGCUAGUCUAAACUAGUAGGAGGUUGUCUGCAUUAGAGGACAAAAGAUGGCACGCGGAAAGGUGCAGAUGAGACGGAUUGAGAACCCUGUCCAGCGGCAGGUCACCUUCUGCAAGCGCCGAGCCGGACUGCUCAAAAAGGCUAGGGAGUUGUCAGUGUUGUGUGGUGCUGAUAUUGGCAUCAUUAUAUUCUCCACCCAUGGCAAGCUUUAUGAGCUAGCCACUAACGGGGACAUGCAAAGUUUGAUUGAGAGAUACAAGAGCAUUGGUGCAGAAGCUCAAAUUGAAGGUGGUGAAGUGAAUCAACCUCAGGUCUCAGAACAGGAGAUAUCCAUGUUGAAGCAAGAGAUCAAUCUGCUGCAGAAGGGCAUAAGGUAUAUGCAUGGAGAGGGAGAAGGACAUAUGACACUUGGUGAAUUGCAAGCCUUGGAGAGGCAUCUUGAAAUAUGGAUGUGCCACAUUCGUUCUACUAAGAUGCAGAUCAUGUUCCAAGAGAUCCAAUUGCUGAAAAACAAGGAGGGCAUACUGAAGGCUGCUAAUGAAAUCCUUCAGGAAAAGAUAGCAGAGCAAAAUGGGCUUUUUGAUAUAGGUGCAGUGACAGCAGGCAUUCCAUAUCCACUAACCAUACAGGAUAACAUAUUUCAAAUUUAGUAGUUCUCAGUUAGGCUAUUAGUGCAAUGGAUGACAAUAAAGCUUGUGGAGAUUUCUUAUGUGAGGUUUGUUGGUGUCUGUCCUAAGAACUGGGCCUGUGUAUGCUACCUAUAUAUUCCAACACCUUAUCUUGAAUGUCGGAUGUUAUUGUAUUUGUUGCCCCGGAGACUAGGGAUUUACUUUCUCUUCUAUGAGUGCCAAUAAUCUAAUGUGAAGAACAAAUUAUCAGUCCUCUAUUUACUGUUUUACUGGUUUAAUUAGAAGAACUGUUACUGGAUGGAGUGGAGAAUGCAGCAGAACAUAGCACCACUGAAUCUGGAUUCUGUACAACCUAAUAACCAUUUACCUUAAGUUCUACGGUGAAAAAUCUUGUUGCCACUUGGUUUUCUUUAAAUUAGCAUGAAUCAUGAUAUGACAGCCCUAUAGGAAUUGAUCUU